CUGGGCGCGGAUUCCAUACCCACCCAUCAGGAGCUCCAAACUAUGGCCGGCACCAAAACCGCACUUACCGUGGACGUCAACGCCGAGCACAUCGGCCUGAUCAACUCUUCCAAGGAGAAGUACAACAUCGCGGACGAGGGCAAGGUCGUCCGUAUCGUUAUGGACUACCUGCUCUUGAACCCGGACAUCCACGAACGCGUGUUCAAGGAUGUUCGCUGUCUGCGCUGCGAGUAACCCGGCAGCGACGGGGAGCUAGUCAACCGUGUGUUUGACCGCUUCCAUGGCCAGGUAGUAACCGUACACGCCGAACCCGUAGACGCAUCCCUGGCUGACCGGCAACACGGCUGACACGGUGCCGCGAGCCGUCGGGUUACUGGCGUGUACUUCGAUCACGGGCAUGGGCACCUGCUGUAUGGCGCCCCUCAGCGGCCCGUUCACCGUGGUAUAUCCCGCUGGAUUGAUCAGGCAGGCGUCGUAGCCCUCUUCCCAGGCGUCGUACAGCGCGUUCACCACCUCGCCUUCCACGUUGGAGUGGACGAUCUUGACGUCGACACCCAGGCUCUCGCCGUAGCCGCGGAUCUGCUCGUUCAUUUGGUCCAGCGUGUUCGGGCCAAAGAUCUCGACUUGCACCUUCCCGCGCAUGUUCAUCCCCGCGCCCUGGAUCACCAGCACCUUGGUCAUUGUCCUUCUCCUUGAGGUUGCUCGGAAGCGCCAUGGGCGUUCCCGUUGGUCCGAUUGGCAUCCAGGAUGUUGGUCAGCACCCGUCGCAUGCCCUGUGGAUCCACGUCGGAUUCGUCGUCUGCGGGUCGGGGCGGAUCCGUUGCCGGGGUGGGCGAUUCCGUAACAUAGCCGGCGAGAAGCACGUCCAGCUGCAGCAGCAGCAGCUUGUUCCAGGCGGUGCAUGUGCGCAACGCCUGCGCCGGGUCGGUCAUUUCCUCCAACAACACGCCGGCGAUAGCCGUCUGAGCGAAGGACAUCGUGCCGAUGAUGAACCUCGCCGGCACGGACCCGAGGUAACCGCGCUCCAGCGAAGGGUUGCUGUGGACCACGCCCAUCGCCAGCAGGAAGACCGGGAACUGUUCGUCCAGCUGGAAGUCGAUGCUAUUUCGCAACCAACGCGCCAGGCUGUGCUUGCGCCGGUCCAGGCGAGUCUGGUCAAUCUCGCCCUCCGGGGUGAGGAAGAACCGCGCCGUCUGUGGAAACCGCAGGAAGUGGUCGUAAACCGCCGAGGUCAACUCUUCUGCGCGGUCCAGAAGGAUCGGCCCGCUCGCCCGGACCAACUCGAGGUCCUCCUCAGAGAACAACACGAAAUCGGCCAUCUGCUGCAUCCGGGCCGGCCAGUCGAAUAUCAUCGGCGUCUCCUCGCGGCGCCUUGUUCGGCGACAGCCAGACUAUACGCCCGGCGCCCGAUGCGGGCAACCCGACUACGGUAGACCCGGGGCAAUUUCGCUACUUGGUCCAGACAGGGACUAUGUUCGGGUCAGCAUGGGUAGGAGUUUGUCCAGCAGGGCCGUGACGUCGUUCAAUCCGUCGGCGACAUCGUCAGUCUCCAUGUCGUUCUCGUAGAAGUUUUCGUGUAGCAGGUUGGCUACGCCGAACAGGCGGCGGAUGUCGCCGUCACCGGUUUCUGCCCGGAGUCGGCUGGCUAUUCGGUGGUAGUGCCGGUGUCGGCUAUGCUCCCAGCCGCGCUGUGCGGCGAUGGCCUCGAGUAUCUGCGCUGUGGCGCCCCAGCCCUUCUCUGAUGCCUGCGGCAGAUCGCCGGCGGCGAGUUCUUCUUUGGCCUGCACAAGAAAAUGUUCGCUGGCCUGCCGAUACUGUUCGGUGGU
Messenger RNA from Geodia barretti, 1826 nucleotides. The record is from the annotation of a GenBank genome assembly. NCBI's taxonomy places the organism in Eukaryota, Metazoa, Porifera, Demospongiae, Tetractinellida, Geodiidae.